AUGUCUUUAAUGAACGGCCCCAGUGCGGUCCAAAUUAGUCACCCCGAAAUACAUAAGGCUUUCGUUGUCACACUUGCUAACGUUGUGCGUCUGUUCUCUCAGGCCCGCUCUAUCCCUGUUACCAAGGAUGAUGAGGUCAUGGUCGUCCGUGGCAGCUUCAAGGGCCGUGAAGGCAAGGUUGUUCAGGUCUACCGUAAGAAGUGGGUCAUCCACAUCGACCGUGUCACCCGUGAGAAGGUUAACGGUGCCUCCGUCCCUAUCGGCAUCCACCCCUCCAACGUUGUUGUCACCAAGCUCAAGCUCGACAAGGACCGCAAGGCUAUCUUGGCCCGCAAGAGCCGCAAGGAGGCCAUGAAGGAGUAA
This is a messenger RNA of Umbelopsis ramanniana AG, 363 nucleotides long. RefSeq lists its product as uncharacterized. The transcript has 2 exons. Gene Ontology annotation, molecular function: RNA binding; structural constituent of ribosome. The coding region runs from base 1 to 363 and encodes 120 amino acids. Gene Ontology annotation, cellular component: cytosolic large ribosomal subunit; ribosome. The record is from RefSeq and is a predicted model, not a curated record. Lineage: Eukaryota; Fungi; Mucoromycota; Umbelopsidomycetes; Umbelopsidales; Umbelopsidaceae. Gene Ontology annotation, biological process: ribosomal large subunit biogenesis; cytoplasmic translation.